GACUACUGCGAUGUCUACCUCACGCACGACUCCAUGUCCGUGCGCAAGGCUCACAACAGCGGCCGAAACCACCUGCGCAACGUGGUAGACUAUUACCAGCAAAUCGGACACGAAAAGGCGCAGUCGGUCAUUGACUCCAUCACUUCUUCCUACGCCGCC
This is a messenger RNA of Trichoderma citrinoviride, 159 nucleotides long. RefSeq lists its product as hypothetical. Lineage: Eukaryota; Fungi; Ascomycota; Sordariomycetes; Hypocreales; Hypocreaceae. Gene Ontology annotation, molecular function: zinc ion binding; pre-mRNA 5'-splice site binding. The record is from RefSeq and is a predicted model, not a curated record. Gene Ontology annotation, cellular component: nucleus; U1 snRNP. The annotation marks the transcript as partial. Gene Ontology annotation, biological process: spliceosomal snRNP assembly; mRNA splicing, via spliceosome; mRNA 5'-splice site recognition. The transcript is spliced from 2 exons.